CGAUGUUCAGUUUAAAACCUUGAAUUUAUGUGAGUCCGGUUCUUCAUCUGACAUCCUAUCAAAUAAAGUAGUUUGCAAAUUCUCCACUGUUUGUUCUGCUGCAGUCAGGCAUCGGUGGUUUAGAUUCCUCGAAUCUCGCUGCUUGCAACUUGGUAGUCUCAGUUGUAGAAACCUGGUAUAAAGCGUUUCGGUAUUACAGAAGUAAAUGUUUGGUAAAGCAUAAGACAGAUAAAACAUAGAUGCGCAGUAAGAAGGAGUUGAAGUUCCUACUUAUUGGUUGAAUCAACCAAUUGUGAAGUAAAUUUGGCUCCGUUUCACAGAUUACAAUGUCUGGCUGUCUCACCUGUGCCAAGGCCAUUGAUUGUGGCGAUGAGCCACUCACGGUUAGCAAGAACAAGCAUGUGCAGAAUGCGUUAUGCAAGCAUUUCUGGUUCGGCGAACAUCAAUACCUUCAGAGCGUCAUUUGCCGUAGCUGUUGGGUCAAAAUUGAAGAAUUCCAUCGAUUUUACUGCGAAGUGGAGGAACUACACGCACAUCAGCUGUACCCGCACGUACAGCUGAUGGAGAUUAAACAGGAAGUUGGCACCACAGAUGAAUACAUGGAAGCGGAAGAUGUUUUGGAAUCAUGUGCAAUCAAAGGAGAAAUUCCUUGUACUGUUGAAGAUGCUGGUAAAAAGAAGAGAAAUAUUCCACCAGAUGGUAUUGGAGAAAUCGGAAAACGUACACGAUUGCAGAAGAUGGAACUGAUUCAAGAAGCUAGUGCUUCGGACCAAGAGGAAUCAAUCGACGACGAUAGCGCAGUCAAAUCUGAAAUUGAUAAUGAAGACUCAAAUGAUGGUGAUGAAGAUUACGAACAUUCAUAUUCCGAAAAUUCAGAUUCAGAAGGAAGUGAUAGUUCUGAAAUGAACGAAGAAGGUGCAAUUGAAAAACGUACAAAAAAGCGUACUAGGGCAACGAGAGAAGAAUUGCAGGAAAUUCAAGAAUAUGUAUCCAAACAUUUGUCGCUUGAUUGCGAUACUUGCUCGGAACGGCAUACAACCUUCAAAGAGCUACAGGAUCAUUCAAUGGCAGAACACAAAAAGCAAGCAAAUGUAUCGUGCUGUAAUCGUAAUAUAUCAAACCGCUUUCGAUUUGAGGAACAUAUUCGGUUCCAUUUGAAUCCUGAUCGGUUCAAAUGCUCACAUUGCUCGAGAGCAUGUCCCAGCCGGCAAGCGCUGCGCAGACACAUACAACAGGUACACACACCUGAGGAUGCAAAAAUAUACGAUUGUGGAGAAUGCGGCAAGAAAUUCUCUACCAGUAAAGGCCUAGCGCGACAUGAAAAGCUCCACGAUGAAGGCUCUAAUGUAAAGCGUCGAACGCGGGUUGUGGACAAUGAGAAGAUUAUCGCAGAAAACAUAAACCUAGAGUGCGAUUCGUGUCAGAAGAAAUGUGACUCAUUUGGGAGUUUGCAACGGCAUUCGUCGACUGAACAUUCUAAACUCGCGUAUGUUUUUUGUUGCGGUUUAAGAUUCAAUAAGAAGCCACGACUCAUCGAUCACGUUCUUUUUCAUUUAGAUCCGACCAGCUUUCAGUGUAAGAUUUGUCACAGGAAUUUACCCCACACUGAGUCCCUCAAGCGCCACAUGGAUAGUAACCACGCACCGGAAGAAACAAAAACGCUCAAAUGUAGCAUUUGCCCUAAAAUGUUUACGCAUCAGAAAUUUCUAAGAAUUCACGAGCGCUAUCACAAUCGCAAGUGGUCGUGUGACAUUUGCGACAAGAAAUUCAUCUGCGAAGCUCUCCUAAAGCAGCAUCACAAGUCCAUCCAUACAAAGGAGCUGAAUUACGUCUGCCAUGUCUGUGCCAGAACUUUCAGCAUCUACACUUCGUAUCGGUCACAUCUUGAAACCCACAGCGAAACGCCAAAGAAGAAACCGCAGAAACCUCGAGUGCAGUGUUCGGUUUGCAACGCCUGGACGGGCAAGCUGUCCCAGCAUAUGCGGCUACACUCGGGAACCCAAACGUGUGAGAUUUGCGGCACGGAAUGUAAAAAUGCAAUCACCUAUCGGUACCAUAUGAAGAACCACGAGACGGGUGACUUUAUGUGCUCGGUGUGUGACAAAGGCUUCAAGAAAGAAAUCACACUGAAGGAACAUAUGGCAUCGCACACAGGAGUCACUCUGUACAGUUGCGACUUUUGCGAUCGAACGUUCAACUCGAAUGCCAACAAGGCUUCGCAUCGUAAGAAAAUGCAUCCGCAGCAGUGGCUCGAGGACAAGCUGAGGAAAAAGGCGGCCAAGCUGGCACUGUCUGGAACAACCGUUCAAUCGUAGGGUGGCAAAAAAAAUCAAAUGCGUGGGACGUAUGUAUAA
Messenger RNA from Armigeres subalbatus, 2354 nucleotides. RefSeq names its product transcription factor grauzone-like. Gene Ontology annotation, cellular component: nucleus. The record is from RefSeq and is a predicted model, not a curated record. The transcript has 5 exons. The coding region runs from base 327 to 2315 and encodes 662 amino acids. Gene Ontology annotation, molecular function: zinc ion binding. Lineage: Eukaryota; Metazoa; Arthropoda; Insecta; Diptera; Culicidae.